AGCCCUGCCGCGGCGGGGGCUGCUGGCAUCGGCUCUCUCUGCCGCGCCACGCUGGCUUUUGCUUUGUCUCCGAUCGCAGCUUGCACUUUGUUCCUGCUUGGAACAAGUGCCCUCAUUUGGCUUUAUUGUACAAAACACCAAAUUUACAUAAACAGGGGAAAGGUUGGUCAGAAGGUGAAGAUGAGGUGUCUUGGGGGGAAGCCGGUGGCUUAAAUACCCAAACUCACCAUCUCGCCUGGCUACCAAGUCUGAAAGGAGGAAAAAAAAGCAGGAGUGUGAUUUUUAACCUUUUUUUUUCCUCUUCCAGCAGUGUUUUCAGCUGCCGCCGCUACCCACAGAGAACAGGACCUGUGCCGAGAGGAGGAAGGGAUCUCUGCAAGGUGAGGCCGGGCGGUGAAGAGCAGCAUGGACCUGGAUGUGCUGAACAUGUUUGUCAUUGCUGGUGGCACUCUGGCCAUCCCCAUCCUGGCCUUCGUGGCCUCCUUCCUCCUCUGGCCCUCAGCGCUCAUCCGCAUCUACUACUGGUACUGGCGCCGAACCUUGGGUAUGCAGGUUAGAUAUGCCAACUAUGACGACUAUCAGUUUUGUUAUUCCUAUAGAGGGAGACCUGGAUACCGACCGUCCAUCCUGAUGUUACAUGGGUUCUCAGCCCACAAAGACAUGUGGCUAUCUAUAGUCAAGUUCCUGCCAAAGAACCUGCACUUGGUGUGUGUUGACAUGCCCGGGCACGAAGGCACGACCCGCUCAGCCUUGGACGAUUACUCCAUUAGCGGGCAAGCUAAGAGAAUACACCAGUUCGUGGAGUGCAUCAAGCUGAACAGAAGGCCCUUUCAUCUGGUUGGCACUUCCAUGGGGGGAAAUGUUGCCGGCGUCUAUGCUGCUCAGUACCCAGAAGACAUUUGCAGCCUGACCCUCAUCUGUCCUGCAGGCCUGCCGAGUACAACCGACAGCAAGUUCAUUAAGCAGCUCCGGGAGCUGCAAGAGUCCGAAGACAUCGACAGGAUCCCUUUAAUUCCCUCGACUCCCGAGGAGAUGGCGGAUAUGCUGAAGCUUUGCUCCUAUGUUCGCUUCAAGGUGCCGCAGCAGAUCCUCCAGGGCCUCGUGGAUGUUCGCAUCCCACACAAUGAUUUUUACCGGAAACUGUUUUUAGAAAUCGCGGAUGAAAAGUCCAGGCACUCUCUCCAUGAGAACAUGAGCAAGAUCAAAGCACCAACGCAGGUCAUCUGGGGAAAGCAGGACCAGGUCCUGGAUGUUUCUGGCGCCAGCAUUUUAGCGAGUGCUAUCCCAGACUGCCACAUGUACAUCCUGGAGAACUGCGGGCACUCGGUGGUGGUGGAGCGGCCCCGCAAGACGGCCAACCUCAUCCUGGAGUUCCUGGCGCUGCUGCACAGCACAGACAACAACAAGAAGCAGGCGUGAGCACAGCGGGGAGCCGAGCACCCAUACCGGGUCUUUUAAAUUGUAAAGUACUGCAGCUUUGAUAAGUUCUCAGGGAUCUUGUAUGAAUCAGAGCGAAUGUGCCAAAGUCCCUGAGGAAGGCAGAAUCACUGAUACCUAAACCUGUAGCACCGCCAGCACAGCGACCUAGGGGUCAUUGAGCAACCUCCAUAGAUACAGGAACGGAAGCAGAGUAUCUCCCUUUUCUACUUAGAGGUAAAGUAGGAACGAGCCGAAAUCACAAAGCGUUAGCCAUGCAGUGUGCUGAAGCUCCUUACGCAGCCACCCAUCUUACCUGAGUUACCGGCACGUAGUUGUUAAUGACAUUUAUUUAAACUAUAUAAGAAAUGUAGGAAGGAAGAAGCGUCCUGGACUGAGACUUACAAUAUUUCUACUACUUAGAUUCCGUCGCGUUGCAUGCUGCCGUGCUGUAAGAGAACCCCAGUGCUCCACAUGUCUGCUCGAGUGCUCUUUGUGUAGCUCCUUAACUCGUGAUUUAUGCAGAAAACAACAGAAAACUUCAUGCGUGGAAGUCCAAUGACUGUAUGUGCAAAAAAUGUUUACACUUUGAGUGGGUUUUUUUAAAUCCCUGAACAGCUCCUGUGUAUAUGUAAUGCCUUAACAUUGCCCAGGGUACGGCACCCGCGCGUGGUUUGCCUCACCCAGGGGAUGUUUUCCCCUGAGGGUGAACAGAGCAAGUGAAAACUCGGGGUGCAGACAGCAGCUUCCCCGCCGUUGUGCGAACUGGCGGGAUGGAAGCCACCUGGAGCGAUUCGGUCCCCGAGCCUGAGUCAGCAAUAAGCCCGUGGGCAGGGUGUGAGUCAGCAAACUCGGGCAAACUCUUGUCUCAGCUCUUCUAUCACGUCGUGCUGCUGAACUCGUUGAUGUAAAUAACAAUUUUCUUAAUGAAUUCCAUGAAUUCUGCGAAUGCCAACAUCACCGAAGCCAGGC
This is a messenger RNA of Gavia stellata (red-throated loon), 2388 nucleotides long. RefSeq names its product abhydrolase domain containing 6, acylglycerol lipase (gene ABHD6). The transcript has 9 exons. Bases 406 to 1419 code for a protein of 337 amino acids. The record is from RefSeq and is a predicted model, not a curated record. Lineage: Eukaryota; Metazoa; Chordata; Aves; Gaviiformes; Gaviidae.